This is a messenger RNA of Rotaria sordida, 429 nucleotides long. The record is from the annotation of a GenBank genome assembly. Lineage: Eukaryota; Metazoa; Rotifera; Eurotatoria; Philodinida; Philodinidae.
AUGAUACAUGAAGUCGAACAAGAAGAAAUUGAUCGAGCCAAGAGAGAGAAACGAACACCAUCUCCACUUGGAAUGAUUUUUGACAUUAAUCAUGGAAUUCACGAUCGGCGACUCUACAAUGUUCCAACAGCGAAUGAAGUCGCUGCAGUUUUCGUAGGUGAAGAUAGUGAAAUUCCAACAUAUCGACAUAUUGCUAUUCAUCCACGUGGUCACAAUCUUCAAACUAUUUCAAUCUUACAUCCUCAUUGUGAUCCAAUGACUUAUUUCCUUUUAUUUCCUCACGGAGAUAAAGGAUGGUACCUAGAAUUGGAAAAAAUUGAUCAAUCACGAAAUCGAAGAAGAGUAUCAAUGCUUCAAUUCUACAGCUAUCGAUUGGCUAUUCAUCCAACCUUCAGUGCCAUCCACUAUAGAGAAAAACUAUUCCAGUAA